Messenger RNA from Pelobates fuscus (common spadefoot toad), 5337 nucleotides. RefSeq names its product Rho guanine nucleotide exchange factor 12 (gene ARHGEF12). The record is from RefSeq and is a predicted model, not a curated record. The coding region runs from base 101 to 4231 and encodes 1376 amino acids. Gene Ontology annotation, biological process: G protein-coupled receptor signaling pathway; Rho protein signal transduction. The transcript has 37 exons. Lineage: Eukaryota; Metazoa; Chordata; Amphibia; Anura; Pelobatidae. Gene Ontology annotation, cellular component: cytoplasm. Gene Ontology annotation, molecular function: G protein-coupled receptor binding; guanyl-nucleotide exchange factor activity.
CGCACACUGAUGACGUCGCUCAACGCGUCACCGGCAGACUGAGCAGUGGUCCACCGAUGAUGACGCGAUUCUCCCGACGCAUCUCGGUUGAAGUCGUUGGAUGCUGGAGCUAUCUUGGUCUCGUGAAGUGGCAUGUUCACCCCGCGUGUCCCCCAUGCGAUCAGGGCCCCCCGCCGGUUUAGUUCAGCGUUGCGUGAUAAUCCAAAGAGACGAGAAUGGCUUUGGUUUGACGGUCAGUGGAGAUAACCCUGUCUUUGUUCAGUCUGUUAAAGAAGAUGGAGCUGCCAUGCGAGCUGGAGUUCAGACUGGAGACAGAAUCAUUAAGGUUAAUGGCACUUUUGUCACACACUCCAAUCACAUAGAAGUAGUCAAGCUCAUAAAAUCUGGCUCCUAUGUGGCACUAACAGUUCAAGGACGACCCCCAGGAUCUCCGCACAUCCCCCUUUCUGAUUCUGAGCCAGAUUCACUUUUGUCUCCCCAGUCCCCAAGCACCCCAGGGCAUCUUGACAGGAUAAAAAGCCCUGUACUUGUUGGGGAUGAGAACAAUCUUAUACAAAGCCCAAAGCUAGAGAUAUUAAAGAAGAUAUUUCAGCAAGAACAGUUGCAACAUGGCUCAAACUCGUUACAAAUCAAUGAGCUGGAUGCAGACUAUGGUGACCUUGUGCGCAAUGAUUACAGCAGUGGUUUCGGAUCACGUCCAAACAGUGAAACUGCAGAUAGUCCGCGUAGUGGACUGAGAGAGAAACACUUCUUAGAAGAGAGCCCAGAGAAGAUUGAGCUUCUGGACACCGACUCUCAGUCUAGCAUUGGAAGCCCAUCCACUUGCAUUGCACACUGUAUCAUUGGAGCAGAAGAUGACGACUUUGAUGCUGAACAAGAGCAGCAAGUUGAUGGCCAGUACAACUGUUUCCAGAGCAUGGGUCUUCUAAAAUCGCACCCUGCUCAUUUGGCUGUGUUUAUCCACCAUGUAGUUUCCCAAUUUGACCCCUCAUCUUUGCUUUGUUACCUCUAUGGAGACUUUUAUCAGCAAAUUAACUCCAAAGAAGCACGGAGAAUCUUUAUGGAAUUUCACCAGUUCUUCUUAGAUCGAGCUGCGCAUCUUCGUGUUUCAGUGCCAGAAGAUCUUGCUGCUGAUUUAGAAAAAAGACGCCAAGAACUUAUUCCUGAAGAUCUGCAGCGACAGUAUGUCCAAACAGUGCAAGACAAGCUUUACCCAGAAGUACAAAAGCUUCUAGAAGACUUCAGGCAGAAGCGCAGCAUGGGAUUGACCUUGGCUGAUGGAGAACUAGCCAAACUGGGUGCAGAACACUCAAAAGAUCGAAGCAUUUUAGAGAAAGAGCGAGUCUUCGCAGAAACCAUUAUUCAGAAGGUUGAGGAGGUCUUACUAGCUUUACAACCACAUGAGGAAGAAAAAAGCAACACUAUCCAGUAUGUGAUCCUAAGCUAUAUGAAACAUCUUGGUGUGAAGGUUAAAGAAUCUCGAAGCCUAGAACAGAAGCGUGGCCGCAUUGGUUUCUUGCCUAAAAUUAAGCAAAGCAUGAAGAAAGACAAAGAGGGGGAGGAAAAAGGGAAGCGCAGAGGGUUCUCCAGCAUACUAGGACCUCCACGGAGACCAAGUCGCCAAGACAGUAAUGCAAUAUCUAGGGCCAUGGAAAUGCAAAAGCAGAGACACCAUAAGCACUUAUCCACAUCCUCAUCCAGUAGCCCUGAACCAGCAGAAGGUAGCAGAUUACGCUCCAGUGGUGGAUCAGUAGAGGUUCCAGAUGGAUAUUUUGUCCAAAUAUCCACAACAAAGCUACUCCCAGUUUUCAGUUCCUCAGAAGAGGGCAAAGAAGUGGAAGGAGCUCUAAAAGCUGAGGUCUUACCCUCUGAUUCUAGUGAAGGGACAUCUCGUAUAUCUGGUACCAUCUUUGAUAGCCCAUCCUCUCCUUUAGACCUUCUUCAUGAGGAUGUUGGCGAUACUGAUCGGUCUAGUGAACUGGGGACUCCAAAGCCUUUCAGAAAGUUGGAGAGCAUGAGUCUUAUUGAAUGUCAAAGCGAGGACGAACUGUACGAUAUGGGUCUGGAGACUGAUCCCCCUAACUGGCAGCAGCUUGUGAGCAGAGAUAUCCUAAUGGGUCUGAAACCACAUGAAAUCAAACAACAAGAGGUUAUAAAUGAGUUGUUUUACACCGAGCGAGCUCAUGUUAGAACUCUCAAUGUCCUAGAUCAGGUGUUUCACCAGCGUGUGAUUCGUGAAAGUCUUUUAACUGCCGCAGAAACCCGUAGUGUGUUCUCCAACUUGGAGGAGAUUCUGCAGAUACAUGUUGGUUUAAAUGAACAGAUGAAAGCUGUCCGGAAACGUUAUGAAACCUCUUUGAUUGGUCAGAUUGGUGAUGAUGUACUCAGUUGGUUCAGUGGACCUGAGGAGGAGAAACUGAAGCAGGCAGUUGCCACCUUUUGCAGUAAUCAGCCCUUUGCUUUAGACAUGAUCAAAUCCCGACAGAAAAAAGACUCAAGGUUCCUGACAUUUGUACAGGAUGCAGAGAGUAACCCACUGUGCAGACGCCAGCAGCUGAAAGAUAUUAUUCCAACUGAGAUGCAGAGGCUAACCAAAUAUCCACUUUUACUUGAUAAUAUUGCCAAGUACUCAGACCGUCAAGAUGAGAAGGACAAGAUUAAAAGGGCAGCAGAACACUGCCGGCGGAUUUUGGAUUAUGUGAAUCAGGCUGUAAGGGAAGCAGAAAAUAAACAGAAAUUAGAGGAUUACCAACACAGACUGGAUCUAUCCUAUUUAAAGCCAGGAGAGUAUCCUAUGAUUGAUGAAUUAAGAAGUCUUGAUUUAACCAAAAGGAAGAUGAUUCACGAGGGUCCUUUAGCGUGGAAAGUGAAUCGAGAUAAGACGAUUGAUCUAUAUACCCUUCUUUUGGAGGACAUCCUGGUUUUGCUUCAGAAGCAAGAUGACAAACUGAUUCUUAGGUGUCACAGCAAGAACCUGGCCUCCACUUCCGACAGCAAACACAUAUUCAGUCCCGUUAUCAAGCUCAGCACUGUAUUAGUACGACCUGUGGCGACUGAUAACAAGGCUCUGUUUGUAAUAUCCAUGUCAGAAAAUGGUGCUACAAUUUACGAGCUGGUUGCAAACACUGUUUCUGAAAAAAAUGUAUGGCAGGACCUGAUAGCAAGGAUGGCUGCUUCAAGGAAGGUGGAGGAUAAUAGGCCAGUAAUUCCUUUACCGACCGUUUCCACAGCGAUCACUAGUGUUGAGGAAUCAGAAAAUGGGGACCAGCAGAAAGUGGACACUGUAUGUACUCCAGACAAUACCUCCUCCCUGCAGUGUUCAGGCAAAGACCCAGACACUGAGGCAGUAGUUAUGCCUAAAUAUUUUUCUACACCUGAGACACCUGAAAAUGACGUUUCACAAACUACAGGGCAUGACACAUUUAAUCUGCACAAAAUGGAGUCACUUCCCAAGCCAAGUCCUGCCUCUUCUCACCAUUCAUCAGAGCACCAUCGAGCCCUGGAUGCACUCCACAACCUUGGCUUACUGAAAAAGUUACUAUUACAACAACUAAUGCUCGUUCAAAAGGAAGAAACGGAAAACUUCCAGCGCUUCUGCAGUCGAAAGUCUCGUGAGCAUGUAAGGAAAAGUGAGAGCCAGCUGAGAGCAGUUCACAAUCGCCAGCAUAGGGGAAGUGAUGAUCUGUACUCAAGUGCUGCGUCCCAUUUGGAAAAAACAUGUGCAGACAGACAAUAUGACUAUAGUGCCACAGAGCUUGUUGGAGGAGCUAUUGAUAGUGGUUGUGAACCUGUUUUUGAUGCUCAGGAGCCUCACUUUGAAGAGCACGCAGAGAUUCAAUGUAAAGCAAAAAAUACAGAAGAAACACAAUUCAGGAUUUCAGGAAAGUAUCUGAUUCUGGAUGGCUAUGAGAAAGUACAAGAGAGCUCUACAGAUGAAGAUUUCUCUGGCACAGACCUUUUAGCGCAACGCACCCCACCUGAUGUAUCAGCUUCUUCUUCUUCACAUGUUGGUGAAAGACUGGCAGCGCCCAUCAGUGAGCACCUUUUGCCUGAGCCUUCUUCUGACGUAUUUAGCCACAUGCUACAUUAUAUAGCAAAUAUUGAGUCAGACCUUCAACAGCUGAAGGUACUUGAAAGUCAUUACCACGCACUACAAAACAGACUGGCAACCGCAGGCCGUUCUGACCCAGGCGAUCCUGAUCUUGCAAAGCUACUCACCGAUAAGGGUUAAGCGGGACAUCGAUGUUCUGAUUUGUGGAAUCUCAACUUAAUGGAGGAAUCUGAUUGAAAUAUCCCAUUCUAACUUGGGGAUGCGUAUAUAUAGUCUGAGCUCACUUUGCAGCAAACGCGCAAUACAGCCUCCCACCUAGCUCAUGAUCCACAUUAGCACACCAAAUGUACAGAAAUGUGUGUAUAGGAUAUAAAAAUGAUUUAGCCAUUUAAAAGAGAGCAAAAAGAAUGAGAGAUGUAUUUAUUUGUCUUUGACGUGAGGCAUGUUUUAUUUUCUUAAUGGUUUUAUUGUUACAAACACUGUUUAAUCUCUUCAUAGUUUAGAUGGGGUGUGCAAAUAUUUUUCUCCUUCUCUUCCACUUACAAAACUGAAAUAAGUGCAUAUUGCUCAUGUUGAAACUUGUCAUUGGAUACCUAUACCCUCCCGCAAUUGUGUGGAAAGGUUAAAGUGUAACUAAGCAUAUUAAUUGUAUUCAAAGUCAGGCAGACAUUGUAGUCAUCCUUAUCUAUUACAUGAGCACGAUAUAUGCAUAACACUACACAGCUAACGAGGCAUCAAAUUCUUGAAGCAGGCACCAGAAUUUAUUUUAUGUUAAGGGCCAGUAAUAAAGUUGCCUGAAUGCUUAUCUUUUUGCACUGACAUUGCCAAGCUUGUACAAAUGCAUUUUACAUUUGACUUCCUCUAUCUCUUCCAAUCCUCAAAAUGGCCACCAGCAUUUCCACAUUUGCUAACUAACGUUUCCUAUAACACUGCCAGCUACAACCUGACAGACUGCUGAAGUUAUGACCGCUUCUCUAAAACUAUUCACAAAUGUUGCACAGCAAGUGGCUUUGGGACCAGAACAUGCCAAUUUGCUCCAUUAUUUUCAUAUAAGAGAACAAAUCACGUGCCAGCCAGUGUUUUUAGCUGGUCUACAUAUCUUCUUACCACUUGAGGACCUUGCUGUUCAACUUUGCUCUCUAUAGAAGUCUGUUCUUCAGUAUUGUCGUAGAAAAACACUUUUGCAGACUAAAAGAUAAUGCAAACCUACAAUCGCUACAUUCUCUUUGUGUCAUGCGUAGUAAUUCAAGUUCUACUUUUGUAAUGAAAGUAACUUUUUUUAAAAA